CAUGUAGAAGGGCACCACGAGGUACUACAACUAGUCCUCCUCCCAAGAGACGAGGAACGCUGUCGCCGAUAAGAACAUCGAUUCCUGGAACAUCGAGACCUGGACGAGAGGAUACGCCAGAGGAACAAGUGGAGGAACAAUCAGAAUCACAGCAAGUUGUCGAGCAAGUUGUCGAGAAAAUACAAGGACAACAGCAA
Molecule: messenger RNA, 197 nt
Organism: Amoebophrya sp. A25
Lineage: Eukaryota; Dinophyceae; Syndiniales; Amoebophryaceae
Source: the annotation of a GenBank genome assembly